Messenger RNA from Meloidogyne enterolobii, 1597 nucleotides. Lineage: Eukaryota; Metazoa; Nematoda; Chromadorea; Rhabditida; Meloidogynidae. The record is from the annotation of a GenBank genome assembly.
UUGCCUUUUAAAAUUGAUUUUUUUCUUCUUUUUUUUAUUGCGCGUCUUGUGUGCUUUCUUUCAGCUUUUUAUUUUUUUUGCCUUUUUAUUUGCUUGUCUCGAAUUUUUAUCGUCUUUUUUAUUUACCUCUUAAAAAUUAUUUUAAAAUUGAGAUGAUUAAUUAAAUUAAUUGGCUUUUUGAAGGGAAAGCUUUUGAGAAUUUUAUUUUUUAUUUGAGCGAAUUUUUAAUGUUUUUGCUAAGAUCAAUACUAGGAUAGAGCACAACCGCUUAUUAAUUAAUCGGUACCCAUGGUUUUCGGUUCGGUUAACCGAUUGUGUCCUAACUUACUUAAUACUAACUCUUAAAAUAUUUUUUUUUGAAAUUUUUUUUUUAAUUUUUAAAAAUUGACCUCUCAGUUUAUUUACCUUUUUUCAUUAAAUUAUUUAUUUUUCCUUGAUUUUGGCCCAAAUUUAACUGAAUUUUUGUGUUUUCAAUCCAAUUUUUCUAAAAGUUUUACCCAAAUUCUCUCGCGUUUUUCUACAAAUUUUUUCUAAUUUUUUAUUCUAUUUUUAACAGGAUUUUUUUGUCAGUUAGAUAGUUGUCUAGAUUUUAAAUAUAAAUUUAUUUUGUAUUUUCUUCUCGCUUUAUUGCGAUUUUGCUGAUAUGACGAAGGAUGAAGCUGGGAAAUUUGUUGAGGAAAACAACACUUUAAUGGCCAAUGGAAGGACUAAACCUUCUGCUAAAACAUCAUUAUCGACUUUUAUUUAUAAUAGACGUGAGGGAACAUUUUUGGGACGGACGGGAAAAUCUUGGGUACAAAUUGUUGUUUUCUACAUUUUUUUCUAUAUCUUUCUCGCAGCUUUUUGGAUUGCCUGUUUAGCCAUUUUUCUGCAAACUAUUGAUAAUUCUACACCUAAAUAUUAUGGAAAGGAUACUAUUAUUGGGGAUAAUCCAGGUGUUGGAUAUCAGCCUUGGUUGAAGGACCAGCCAGAAUCGACUCUAAUAAAGUUUAAUCCAAAAAAUAGUUCUAGUUAUGCAGCCUAUACCAACACAAUCAAUAAAUAUUUGGAAAAAUAUUCAAAAACAGAAAAAACUAGGAAGUGUAGUGGACAAAUGUCUAAUUCUGAAUUUAUUAAAGAAGGAAAAGCAAAUGGCAAGGCGGAGGCUUGUCGCUUUGAAUUAACCGAGUUUAACAAAGCAGGUUGUGGUAACGAUACAGAUUAUGGCUUCCAGAAGGGAACGCCUUGUAUCAUUUUAUCGUUAAAUCGUUUAAUUGGUUGGCAACCUAAAGACUAUGAAAAAGAUCAAAUUCCGGAUGAAUUGAAAGAUCGAUACGCGCCUGGACACAUUACAUUUUACUGCAAUGGAACGAGUGAAAUUGAUGAUGAACUUAUUGGUGCUGUAGAAUAUAUUCCAAAGGAAGGCAUUGAUGGACGUUAUUAUCCUUAUGCCGUUAUGGAUAAUUAUCAGCAACCAUUCGCAAUGGUAAAGUUUAAGAAUUUACCAAAAAAUCGUAUUGUAAUGGUUGAGUGUGGUGCAUAUGCUGCUAAUAUUGAACAAGAUCAGGAAAGUCGUUCUGGUAUGGUUACUUUUGAGUUAUUGCGGGAAGAAAGCUAG